GGAUGCAGACACGAGUUGAGUUUGUGUCAAACGCAUUCUCGGGUAAUCGAGUGGGUUGGGCCUGUACCUGAAAGCAUUCUCCGUAAAUGAGGUCUCUUCCUGGAGUGAGGCACAUUAAAAGCGCAAGUUAGCGAGAGAAACACGUGCGUGCGGUGGAUGACGUUCUCGGGAAAGCGCCACAGAAACACAUUUCAGCAGCAUGAGCCAGUGGAAACAAAUUCAGCAGCUGGAGAUGAGGCUCCUGGAGCAUGUGGAUUAUCUAUAUGACGAUAACUUCCCCAUGGACAUCCGACAGGUACUGGCCAGUUGGAUCGAGUCACAAGAUUGGGAAACAGCUGUUAAUGACGACACAGUGGCUGUAGUGUUGUUUACCAACCUGCUGUCCCAGCUGGAGAAGGUGCGCAUACAGGAGCAGAACUUUCUACAAAAACACAAUAUGAAAAUAAUUCAGCAGCAGCUGCAGCUGAAAUACUCAACCAACCCCACAGUAAUGGCAAGAGUUAUAUCCACCUGUCUCCGGGAAGAGCGGCGUAUUCUCUCCAGUGCCUGCACACAGGAACAGGGCCCGCUGGAGAGGUCAAUACAGAAUUCUGUGGCUUUUGAGAGGCAGAAGAACAUGGACAACAGACUUGGGGUCAUCAGAGGAAGUGUGCAGUUGAUGGACCAGGCUGUGAAAUAUAUUGAGGACAUGCAGGACGACUUUGAUUUCCGCUACAAGACGCUCCAGUCAAGAGAGUCAACAGACAGGAACUCUGAUAUGAUGAAAGAGGAAGUAACAAGACUGCAAGAAAUGCUUAACAGGCUUGACUUCAAGCGGAAGGAGAUAGUUUCCAAGAUGGAUGUGGUGAUCAAAGAGAUUGAUGACCUGAUGACCUCCCAGCUCAGUCCUGAGCUCCAUGACUGGAAGCGGAGGCAGCAGAUUGCGGCUAUUGGCGGUCCCUUACUUACUGGCCUGGACCAGCUGCAGAGUUGGUUUACCCUGACAGUGCAGAGCCUCUUCCAGAUCAAGCGUCAGCUGGACAAACUGGGGGAACUGGUUGUGAAGGUUACUUAUGAAAGUGAUCCAAUUCCACUGCAAAAACCUCAGCUGGAGGAACGAGUGAAGUAUCUCAUCUACCAUCUCAUCAAGAGCUCAUUUGUAGUGGAGAAACAGCCUUGCAUGCCAACACAUCCGCAAAGACCCCUCAUCAUCAAAACCGGAGUACAAUUCACUACUAAAGUCAGACUCCUGGUAAAACUUCCAGAGGUGGAUUAUCAGCUGAAAGUGAAAACAACAUUUGACAAGGAUCUCCCCCCUGGCAGAGUAAGUCGUCAGUUUUUUAUCCUGACCAACAAUACUAAAGUGAUGGACAUUGAGGACUAUUCAAAUGGCUGUCUCUCUGUGGAGUUCAGACAUCUGCAGCUGAAAGAAAAGAAAUACAUCAAUGGCACAAAGGGGAAUGAGGGCCUACUCUCUGUGACAGAAGAACUUCACUCCCUCAGUUUUGAAGCUUGCUUCACUGUGCAGGGUCUCACCAUUGAUCUGGAGACAUGUUCCCUUCCAUUAGUGGUGAUUUCUAAUGUGAGCCAGCUGCCUGGGGGCUGGGCAUCUGUAAUGUGGUAUAACCUCCUGACUAAUGAGCCAAGGAACUUGGCAUUCUUUGGUAACCCACUUCGGGCCAACUGGAGCCAACUCUCUGAGGUCCUCAGCUGGCAGUUCUCUACCUUUGCUGGGCGAGGCCUUAACAAAGAACAACUUGCAAUGCUGGUGGAAAAGCUUUUGGGUCAGCAUGCCUCGUGUGGUGACUAUCAAGUCUCCUGGUCCAGAUUUGCCAAGGAGAAUAUUCCAGGGAAGCCCUUCAGUUUUUGGAUGUGGCUGGACUCAAUCCUGGAUCUUAUCAAGAAGCAUCUCCUGCCAGUGUGGAAUGAGAACUACAUCAUGGGCUUUGUGAGCAAGGAGAUGGAGCGUGCUUUGCUGAAGGACAGAGAGCCCGGCACUUUUCUCUUGCGCUUUAGCGAGAGUCACCUCGGGGGAAUAACGUUCACCUGGGUAGAACACAGUGAAAAUGGUGAUGUAAAGUUUAACUCUGUGGAGCCAUAUACUAAAAACCGCCUUAGUGCUCUUCCAUUUGCUGACAUUAUACGAGACUACAAAGUCAUUUCAGACGGAGUUGUCCCUGAAAACCCACUCAAGUUCCUCUACCCCGACAUUCCCAAAGACGAGGCCUUUGGGCGGCUCUACAACAGUCAGCCAAGCAAAGGCAAGAUCAUAAAACUUUUUGCACCCAUACAUACCCUCAACCCUCAUCCCCAUCUCACAACUACGACUCCUAAUAUGUAUGAGCUCUCCCUUUUUACUAUUUCCAGUCCUAAAGCAAGCACCACUUCAUCAUCAUGUCAGUCUCCAGAGCCUCCAAUGACUCCUGGGGAGUUUGACAUGCUUAAUGAGCACCUAUGCUUUGAUAUCGACACCAUGAGCUCUCCGUAUUCAGAGUAAAGAAAGAUGAAGUAUGCAACAUUUUAAUCAACAAACCUCUCAAUUUGACGCCAUUCCAAUUUCUGCUCAAAUCAGCAUUUUGAUUACCAUGUGACUGUUAGUCUCGUAUAAAUAUGUUUUGUCGUUUUUAUUUUUUAUUUUUUCAUUUUCAUACUUUUACAAUUAAACCAUUUCCAAUCCUGUUUCCAGAAUUCGUUAUUGUGAUUGCAUCAGUUUCAAACUUAUUUUUUUCAUUUCAAUCAGUUGUUUACCUUAACACAAAUGUCAACAGCUAAUUCACUCCAGCGAAUGAGAAGGUACCCUCGCUUUGCCUUCAGGUGCUGACUGUUGUUUGUGAAUAUGCACCUAAUAACAGUUCAUAUUAUCCAACCUUUUUGGAGUCCUUAGAGAGUGUGCUGUAGAGCGACCCCUCCCGGGGACCCUGAGCGGUGUUUUGUCGAUGGACUUUUGUGCUCGUGAUCGACUGUGCUCCACAAAUAGUUGUUUACAGUGGGGACAAAUCACACUCUUAAGCCUCCUUGGGAAGGUCUGUUCAUAGGUUCUGGAAAGGAGGCUCUAUAUCCUCAGCAGGCUCCUGGAGGGUAUAUUGGAGUUCACUCAACCAGUCUACUUUUGUUUUGUGG
Molecule: messenger RNA, 3099 nt
Organism: Menidia menidia (Atlantic silverside)
Lineage: Eukaryota; Metazoa; Chordata; Actinopteri; Atheriniformes; Atherinopsidae
Source: the annotation of a GenBank genome assembly